AUGAUACCACUUUAUGUUAUGAACAGUGUCGCGUAUGUCUGGAAUGCUGAAGACUGGCAUACGUUGCGCUCCAAAUAUCGAAUAUAUGGGGCCUUAAUUGGAUCUCUUCCUUCUUAUCCUCGACAAAAUGAUUUACAAGGUCUUCCACUAGCUCUUAUGACUGAAGAAGCUGCAUUAUUGGUUGAUAAAGGCAUUUGUGAACUAUAUGAUCUCCCAAAACUUAUUGAAAAGCCUUCAGAUAGUUUAAGGCGAGAAACAGAAGAAUUGGAAAAUAGAAUUUCAUUGGAACAGGCUGAUGCCUUAAAAAAGAAGAAGAUUGAACAACUAUCACAAAAAAUUGAUAUUAUAGUUGCAGGAAAAAGACAAAAGAUGAUAUCAAAAGGGAUCGUAGAUGUCAAUAUAGAUAAAGAUAUUUUAUUAGAGCAAGAAAUCAAUAAAAUACCUACUGCAGCCCCUGGUCAUUUACUUGUGCAUUUACCAACACAGCAUAUUAAUAAUGAAGAAAAAGUGAAGUUAUCAAUUGAAGCUCUAAGUCCUAGCAUAACACAGGAAAAUUGUAUAAAAUACUCAGUGUUUAAAGACUUAUGGCAAAAAGGAUUUAGUAUCACAAAUGGUUCUAAAUUUGGAUCAGAUUAUUUACUUUAUCCAGGUGAUCCAGCUAAGUUUCACGCGUUGUAUAUGUUAAAAUGUACGAGUAUGGGACGCAAGUUUCACCCAGCUAAUUUAGUUGCCUUUGGGCGGUUAUCAGUAGCAGUAAAUAAACUAGCAGUUUUAGCUUACUUCAAUAGUGUAGGUGAAAUUGAAUAUCAGACAUUGCAGUGGCAUGACAGUCCAAGUGUAGUAUAA
Messenger RNA from Leptosia nina, 846 nucleotides. Lineage: Eukaryota; Metazoa; Arthropoda; Insecta; Lepidoptera; Pieridae. The record is from the annotation of a GenBank genome assembly.